AGCUUUUUCCGUUUUCUGGCCACUCGCUCUGCCUCCUCUGUCGUGUCACCGGAGACAAAAAAAAAAAGAGGAAGGAAUAUGGUUUCAUUUGACGCUCCUCCCGUUUCAGCGCUGCUGUAGCGGAUCUGUAGUACGAGCAGGAGGCUGGAGCUCGGUCCGGUACAAACCCCCUCUAUAUACCUGAGGCAACCACCUUUCCCCUCGUUACCAACCAGCCUGCAGGAGCACUAAUAGCACAUCGGGAGACAUAAAUGGUGGAGGCCGUGGUGGAGUUCGACUAUGAGGCUCAGCAGGACGAUGAGUUGAGCCUGACGGUGGGUGACAUCAUCGUGAACAUACGGCGGGACGAUGGAGGAUGGUGGGAGGGGGAGCUGGGCGGACGCAGGGGUCUGUUCCCGGAUAACUUUGUCAGGGAGAUAAAGAAAGAGGCGAAGAGGGAUGGAGGACAGGCGAGCAUGAUCAGAUCUGACCUCGCAAAUGGCAGGGCCAGCCCCGUGUCCGACCCCGGCGUACGGCCGGGAAGGAAAGGAGGAGAUCAAAUCCGUAAGCGAAGGUGUAAAGCUGCUUUCAGCUACGUGCCUCAGCAUGAAGAUGAGCUAGAGUUGAAAAUAGGAGACGUCAUUGAAAUCAUAGCGGAGGUAGAGGAGGGCUGGUGGGAGGGGGUUCUCAACGGGAAGACUGGAAUGUUUCCCUCCAAUUUCACCAAAGAGAUCCUGAAGGAGUCCGACACGCCCUCCGUAGACACGCCCACCCCGCAGGAGGAGGUCCGCAGCGCCCGCACGAGUAAGGACAGCCCGGGCAGUGAAAGUGAUGGAGGAGACAGUCGGUCAGAAACAGGGUCAGGAGAAAUCCAGCCCAAGAAGGUCCGAGGGUUUGGCUUUGGUGACAUCUUCAAAGACCAGCCCAUCAAGCUCAGACCUCGCUCCAUGGAAAUUGACUCAGAGGUGGACAAGAUCAACGAGGGGAAAGCAGCGGGUGUUGCCCCUGAAACCAUGAAGACUGAGCCUGACAGCAAAGCCAAAGGGCGGGAGCUGUGUAAAGUUCUCUUUCCAUAUGAAGCACAAAAUGAAGACGAGCUGACGAUCAAAGAGGGGGAGAUCAUCAACAUUAUCACUAAGGAGUGUGCUGAUGCAGGCUGGUGGAUGGGGGAGAUUGGGGGAAGGCAAGGUGUCUUCCCAGACAACUUUGUCAAGCUGCUAGAAGUUGAGAAAGAGAGACCAAAGAAACCGCCUCCACCCAGUGCCCCCUCAGCUAAACACACCACAGAGAAAAAGUCGGAGGUCAAGAAGGUUCCUCCUGAGCGGCCUGAACAUCUCCCCCAGAGAGACCAGGAUCGAGGUGAAGAGGUGAAGGUUGGAGACAUCCCAAAGCCCUCCCUCCCAACUCUCCUUCCCAAGAAACCCCUCCCCCCAAAGACAAGCUCCUCCUCUUCCUCCCAACCCCCGCGGCGUCCUGAGAGACCCCCCCCUCUAGCGUGUGAAAGCCCCAAGUCUGAGGGCAGGGCUUCGACACCAGAUUCUACCCCUGACAGGUCACAUGACCCCGACGUGGACCUGGACGCGGUGGUUGCAUCAACAGAGAAACUGAGUCAUCCGACGGCGUCGCGGCCAAGAGUCACAGACCGCCGGCCUCGGUCGCAGAUCAUCACCAGUUCUUCCCUGUCCAUUACCGACCUGGACUCGCCCGUAGUGGAGGACAGGAAGGAGAGAGGGAAGGAGGAGCAGGAGCCUGUCCCCCCCAGAUCUGUAGAUGUGUCCCAGAGAAAAGGAGUUCCCACCAUCUCUGCCAACGACAGUAAAGCACCACUGCCCACUAAGCCCUCUGUCCUGACCCCACCAAACGCCGGCCAUCGCCCCGCCUCCCCGUCUUCCUCCUUGGGUCUGAGCCCCUCCCCCGAGCUCCGGCACUCACCUCUGACCUCUCCGACGCUGGAGGAACUCAGGAACCAGCUAAGAGACCUGAGGACCUCUGUAGAACAGCUGAAGAACCAGCACAGGCAGGAGAUGAAGCAUUUGGCCAGUGCUUUGGACGAGGAGAAGAAGAUCCGUGUUAAUUUACAGUUGGAAGUAGAUCACAUAAAGAAAAACCUGUCAAAAUAAAGACUGAAGCAUCCUCAUCAGCGCAAUCUGAUCACCACAUCGGAGGCCAUCAUCCGAAAACAUUUUCACUGUUGGCCGAGACACUUCAGCCAAGACAAAGUUUGUGCCAAAUGAUCAUCACGAUCACCAUCAGCAACAAUUCAGCACCAUGGAAUCAGCCACCUUCCCGCCCCCCUGACGCCGCCUUAUCCUGUGUUUACUUACUUUAUUUUUUCUUUUAAAAGAGGCUUCUCUGUUCAGUUUACCGCUAUCUUGUCAGAGCUUGCUGUGCCACUGGUACGGAUUGACGACCGCGGCCUGUCGCUGUGUGUUGCCACGGUCACAGAAUGAUGAGACGGAGCUGCGGUUGCCGCAGUGACCUCACUGGUACUUUUUGUUUCUGAGUGUGAAGGAAACUUGGGGCUCGACCUCCGUAGCCCAGCCGGUUCAAACGACCUCUGUGCUGUUCUGUGUCCACUCUGCGGCCUUUGCCUCUUAUCUGGGGUGUGUGUGUGUGUGUGUGUGUGUGUUUGUGUUUUGUUUUGUUUUCCAUCCAUGUGAGGACUGUAGUUUUAGACCUGCAAAGUGAGGUCAUUUUGGCUGGUCCUAACUUCUUCAACAGGCUGGAUUAAGGUCCGGAUUUGGGUUUGAGGUUAAAGCCCGGACUUUGAGGCACAUCAUUAGCAUUGGACACACUGUGCGUGAUGCUUCGAUGGUACACUGCAGGCGGGUGAUUUUGAAGCAUCAACCGUUAACCGCACUUGCAUUCGGCCAUAUUUCCCAAUUCCUUUUCUUCUUAGUGCCAUAAUUUUUUAGUCAAAUAUUCCAAAUGUUGGUUGGUUAAAACUACAAGCACAUCAGGAUUCUUUCCCCUCAAUUAAAUCUAACCAACAUGACUGAUACUGUAGGUGCUAUUUCAAGGAAUAGUUUGACGUUCUGGGAAAUACAUUUUUUUGCUAUCUUGGAGGGAGUUAUGAGAAGACUGAUAUCACUCUAAUGCCUGUAUGCUAAAUAGCACAAAACUCAAAACAGGGGGAAACAGCUAAAGUGGUUCUGUCAAAAAGUAACAAAUUCUGACCCCCAUCACCUCUAAUUAAGUGCAAAAAUGUCAAUUAGUGGUUUUACAGUGAGGACAAGCCACUGCUCCUGGACAAUAAAUAUUCUUGUGCACAUUCUCUUGUAAAGCCUCAAACUGUCAUUUUUACACUUUGGUUUUAUUACCUGUUGACAGAACCAGGCUAGUCCGACUUCAAAUUUUAUUUUAUGAAAAAUACAUGUCACAACAUGAACAAACCGAUCUAUGAUAUUUUUCAAGUCAAGAGUAUUGACUUCUGGACAAAAAAAACAAACCAAACAAACAUUAUUUAACCGUUUUUGCUUUUGCACUUUGAUAUUGCGACUCAUAAAACAGCUGUGCUGGUCGCGUCUCAUCCCAAAACUCAAACCAAGAUCCAUGUGCAGCUGACGUUUCUGGUGCUCUUUUGGCAGCAGGUGAAGGUUAAAGUCAAGGACAGGGUUCAAGGAAUGUAGUAAGUGUAAAGUCCUCACAGGUAAAGGAAGAUGAAAAACUUGUGUGUGCAUGUGUGGUAGCAUGUAUGUACGACUGUUUUGCCUCCCUUCCAUAUAUGUGCACAGAAUCUAUGGCAACCUGUCACUGUGGCCUUCCUGUUUGACUCCAAAUCUUUCUUUCUUUCUCUUUCUUUCUUUCUUUCUUUCUUUCUGUCUUUCUUUCUGUCUUUCUCUCUUUCUUUCUUUCGUAUGACAAUGAGAAAACUGCUACAACUGAGGCUACAAGUUGUUUUCUUGACUUGGUCCUUUCUCUCCAGGAUAGUGAUAAAUAUAUAUACUUUUAUAUUUCAGUGUAAUAAAGAUGCUAUUAUGUACUGUAUGUGUGCAUAUUUUAUUUUUAAAAAAAUUACAAAAAUGUUUGAAUUGUCUGCUGGUAACAUUUGUCUGUUAAUAUACAGUAGAUACUGUUUAUAGGAGCGUUUUUUGUUGCAUUCUGUUGCUCUUUACACUGUUUAUUCAGGUAAUCGGUGCUCCUGCAUGAAUGACUGCUAUAGAGCACUGUAUAUAUGUGUGACAGAUGGAAACUAAAUGUACUCUCAGGUCACUGAAGGCCUGAGUGAACAAAAAGGAGAACUGAAAGUCCUGAUUCAGUCUUAAUGGUCACUCAAACAACUGCAGAAUUAAUGCAACCGCAUUAUUUAGAUGUAACUGGAAAAAAAAAAAAAAUUACAAAACUAUUUGAAUUGU
Molecule: messenger RNA, 4334 nt
Organism: Seriola aureovittata
Lineage: Eukaryota; Metazoa; Chordata; Actinopteri; Carangiformes; Carangidae
Gene: sh3kbp1
Product: SH3-domain kinase binding protein 1
Exons: 19
Coding region: 252-2099 (615 amino acids)
Molecular function (GO): protein binding
Source: RefSeq, a predicted model, not a curated record